AUGGGUUAUUUUAGUGACGAAGAUCGUGGAGACCACCAGUUUGACGAAGAGUCUGAAACCUCGUCCAACGUGGACGAGGGCGAGGUGCAAUCUGGUCCAGUUGGUCAGGCUGCCCCAACCACUGGAAGUGCAUUCGACCACAUAGAUUUGAGCCGCAUCACUACUCCUCCCGCUCUACUAGCCUUUGCUGAAGGUUGCUGCGAAGAAUAUAGGCUCUCUUCCAUAGCAAAGGAAGACGUUAUGCGAACUACAGCACUACCGGGAGCCACUUUUAUGGCGAUCCGGCUAUACGCGCGGAUGAUGGCGAUGGGGCAGAAUGCUACAAAAGCCCAGGUUGAGGAUUUUCUUAGGUCCAGUACGUUUAAAGAGAACAUCAAGCGGCGGAUCCAAGGCGGACUGCUCGACCCAAACAUUCCGUAUUAUGUUCGCGGCUGUACAGCUCGAUUUGUGCGGCAUAUGAGAGAGAACCCGGCCUCGUAUGAGAUCCCGCAGGUAGUUCAGGAGGGCCUUAUGACUACUAGGAAGUUCUCCUCAGCCAUUGCCGAAAUUCUCAGCGGCUUUCGUGGCGAAUUACGUCGGAAGAUUUUUGGCUCGAUUGAGGACAAGACUGAUAUUGCCAGCACUGGCGAGAAGCUUUCAAUCCAAGGAUUCCAGAUAUCUGAGGAUCAUUUAAAGCAGUUUGCCCUUUUGCGACAACUAUCCGAAGAUUACAUCAAGGCUGAAGUGGAAGCCCAAGCUAAAAAGGCUGUGGAAAAUGCGAAUGCUCAGGUAGGGAACCGUGGCAGGGGAAAGAAGAGAAGGGUCGAUGGGGCGCCACAGAAGACUCUAGCAUUUUGGACGUACAUCGAUACCCAAAUGAGUCGGUUUCGUAAAUACCCCAUAGCCAAGCGUACUGAGUUAUUGAAGCAUAUUCUUCGCCAGGAUCGAAAGAAGUAUCCCGAUCGAACUGGCCAGGCCCGUUGGUUCCCUCCAUCGAACCAACUUAUUGUUUCGCAAUGGCAGGCCGAUGCUAGCUAUUCAAUUCAAGUAAUGGCUGGCUAUACCCUCACCGCUGCGCAGGAAGGAUCAGACGCUCCGCCGACUGGCUCGGGGGAUCCUGAUGAAGCCGAAGGCCCGGCUAAUCGAGAUGACCUACCCGAGGAGGAGGGCCAAGAGAACCAGGAGGACCAGGAGGAGGAUGGCACUCUAGGUGGGGAUGAAGGCGGCCGGAACGCGCAAGGCGGGAUUGGUACGAAUGGCGACUUUCAAGAAGACGCCCCGAGCCUAUUCGACGAUGAAGUAACGCAUACAUCAACACAACGACGCCCCGAAGAUCGUCACACCUCGGAUGGCCCUGGGAACGGCCCAACUCGCCCUCGCGUUACGGGUGACUCACUAUCAAACAAUGGCGCACCAAGUAAUCCCUCCCCGCAGCGUCCAAUACAGCGAGACACCCCCGAGUCAGUGGGCCCUGUUCGAGGAACCCCCGGACCACAAGGCGGUCGCGUUACAACCCUCGCGCAAACAUCGCGAGGUAGCCCGUUCCCCUUAAGAUCCCGUACUUCCGCACCUCAAGCACCUCGGCCACUCGCCUCGGGCACGCCAAACGUAACUAGCGGGGGGCGAGUACUAACCCGUAGCAGUGCGCAGCGUCUGCAGGUCCCCGAACCAUACGACCCGAUGGAUUCUGAAACCGCUGCAGCGUCGGUCAGUAUGUAA
Molecule: messenger RNA, 1698 nt
Organism: Rhizoctonia solani
Lineage: Eukaryota; Fungi; Basidiomycota; Agaricomycetes; Cantharellales; Ceratobasidiaceae
Product: dynein heavy chain, cytoplasmic
Exons: 9
Coding region: 1-1698 (565 amino acids)
Source: RefSeq, a predicted model, not a curated record